GCGACAGGAACCAGAAUGGACGACUAACGGGGGGGGGAUGGGGGUGGGGCGACGUUUUCCUUGGUGUGCUAGCUAGCUGACAGGCUAGCUGACAGGCUAGCUGACAGGCUAGCUGACAGGCUAGCUGACAGGCUCACACAGCCAGCAGCGUCAGUAGCUGUCAAAAAUGAAAGACGCUAGCUCUCAAGGUAACGCUCACGGGGAGAUGUAUCUGCUUUACACAAUUAUCGCAUCUUUAGUUUGUUUUUUCAUUUUGAAAUGGAUGAAAAAGAGGAGGUAUUGCACCGACCUGAAAAGACUCGAUGGCAAAACAGUCGUUAUUACAGGUGGGCAGUCCGGCAUUGGCAAGGAGACAGCUGUUGCCUUGGCACUGAGAGGCGCCCGUGUCAUCAUUGCUUGCAGAGACCUGGACAAGGCUGAGAAGGCUGUGAGGGAGAUCAAGCUCAGGAGUCACAGUCUCAGCGUCCUUCACAUGGAGCUGGAUCUGGCCAACCUGCGCUCCGUACGGGAAUUCUGUAAGAGCUUCCUUCAGAGAGAGAAGAGGCUUGACAUCCUGAUCAAUAAUGCAGGCAUGCCCGGUGUCCUCGACUGGACAGACGAUGGCUUCAGCAUGUGUUUUGGCGUCAACCACUUAGGCCACUUCCUCCUCACCAAUCUGCUCCUGCCUCGCCUGAAGGAAUGUGCCCCCAGCCGGGUGGUCACCCUCACAUCCUCCGCCUACAAACACCAGAAGCUGGACUUCCAGGACCUCAACUACAACCUGCUGCCCUUCUUCACCUACUGCCGCAGCAAGCUGGCCAACAUCUACUUCAGUCAGGAAUUGGCCCGCAUCACGGAAGGGAAAGAAGUGACCUCCUAUGCUGUGCACCCAGGUUUUGUCCAAAGCGAUUGGACGUGCCACUACUCCAUCCUGUUCCGGAUGCUGAUGCAGGUGAUCAUGUGGAUGUUUUUUGUGCCGUGUGAGGUCGGAGCUCAGACUGUCAUCUACUGUGCUGUGUCAGAUGAAGCCGCCAAACACAGCGGGGGUUACUUUGUAGACUGCCAGCCCUCCACUCUGCGUCCUUUUGCAAGAGACGCUGGUGUGGCAAAAAAACUGUGGGAGGCCAGCGAGAGACUGGUGAAACUGGCCUGAUGGUGGAAGCUGGGAGAACAGGUUCUUUUGGUUUUAUUUUUUUAAAUGACAUAUUUAUGUUUUUCAUAAAUAUUUUUGUUCUAUACAAUGCAGAUUUAAAGAUUUAUUGUGCCAUUGUGUGCUUGUAUAUUUAAGAGGUAAUGUUUUUGUGGAUUAUCAGUUUUCCAUGCACAAAUAAAAGUCUAUUUAUUGUUUCCUGUACUUGGGUUGUAUAAAAUGUGAACUGAAAUGGUGAUUAAUUCCUAAAACAUGUUACACAAAAUGUAUGUAAGACCUGAUAUUUCUGUUAGUAGUUUUUUUUACUGUGCAUGUAUUUUGUUUGUUUUAAC
Molecule: messenger RNA, 1461 nt
Organism: Xiphias gladius (swordfish)
Lineage: Eukaryota; Metazoa; Chordata; Actinopteri; Istiophoriformes; Xiphiidae
Exons: 4
Coding region: 167-1132 (321 amino acids)
Source: RefSeq, a predicted model, not a curated record